Messenger RNA from Humulus lupulus (European hop), 927 nucleotides. RefSeq lists its product as uncharacterized. Lineage: Eukaryota; Viridiplantae; Streptophyta; Magnoliopsida; Rosales; Cannabaceae. The transcript has 3 exons. Bases 1 to 927 code for a protein of 308 amino acids. Gene Ontology annotation, molecular function: nucleic acid binding; zinc ion binding. The record is from RefSeq and is a predicted model, not a curated record.
AUGGAAGGAACUGAAAGUAGCUCCAUGAGUGUUUCUCAACCCUUUAUUCCCAUUUUCAAAGACCAUUGGGAUUUAUUGAAGAUUGGCUACGACAACAAUGAAGCAAAUGAAAGUUUCUUAAGGGAAAACCAAAAGAAAAAUUGGAAGGCAUUGUUCUUCCUUCAACAAGAAGUUCAAGACAUAUUUUUUUCCAGAAUCGCAAUGGCAUCCACUUCAAAGGAGGUUUGGGAAAUAUUGCAGAAAGAAUUUAUGGGUUCAAUAAAGGUAAUAGAAGUGAAACUUCAGACUUUUAGACAAGAGUUUGAGGCUUUGCUUAUGAAGGGGGGAGGCAGCAAAAAGCAGGACUAUGUAGGAAGAGGUUGUGGAAGAGGAGGUUUUUGUGGCUGGGGAUGUGAAAGAGGUAGAGGAAAAGGACGUUUUGAUGGGCAAGAGAAGCAAUCCAUUGGGGAGCAAAGGUGGAAGAAAAGCUCUAUUCAUUGUCACAAUUGCAAGAAAUUUGGGCAUGUAAAUGCAAACUGUUGGGCACCACAUGCACAUUAUGUGGAAAAAGAAAAUGAGGAAAGCAAGCUAUUUAUGGUUCAUUCUUCUUCAAAUGAUAUUCAAAAUGAUGUUUGGUUUUUGGAUAGUGGUUGUUCAAACCACAUGACUAGCAAUAGAUCAUUGUUUAAAGAGCUUGAUGAGUUACAGAAGGAACAAGUCAGACUUGGAGAUAACAAGCAAAUUCAAUUUGAAAUCAAAGGUGUUGUUGUUGUAAAGACUAGCCAUGGUAAAGAAAAAUUACUUUACAAUGUUUUCUUUGUUCCUAAUUUAGCUCACAGUUUGUUGAGUGUUGGACAAUUGAUGGCUAGUGGUUAUGAAAUUUUAUUCAAUGAUGGAACAUGUGUUAUUAACGACUUAAAGUCUGGGCAGUCCAUUGUUAGUGUGUAG